CCGCAGUCCAAGAGAGGAGCGAGGACACUGCCCGGGGAGCAUAGUGGACUGUCCGGCUCCGGGACACUCACCGUGGGCAGGGCCGCCCCUCGCUGCGCCCCAGUCCCUGGGAGUCAAGGUGCCUUCACCCUAGGAAGGCCGCGCCAGGCGACACCAUGCCCCAGAACGUGGUCCUCCCUGGCCCUGCUCCCUGGGGGUUCAGGCUUUCAGGAGGCAUAGACUUCAACCAGCCUUUGAUCAUCACCAGGAUUACUCCAGGAAGCAAGGCGGCAGCUGCCAACCUGUGUCCUGGAGAUGUCAUCCUGGCUAUUGAUGGCUUCGGUACAGAGUCUAUGACUCAUGCUGAUGCACAGGACAGGAUUAAAGCAGCAGCACACCAGCUAUGUCUCAAAAUUGACAGGGCAGAAACUCGCUUGUGGUCUCCACAGGUAUCUGAAGAUGGGAAGGCUCAUCCUUUCAAAAUCAACUUAGAAUCAGAACCACAGGAGUUCAAACCCAUUGGUACCGGGUACAACAGAAGGGCCCAGCCUUUUGUUGCAGCAGCAAACAUUGAUGACAAAAGACAGGUAGUGAGCGCUUCCUAUAACUCACCCAUUGGGCUCUAUUCAACUAGCAAUAUACAAGAUGCACUUCAUGGACAGCUGCGGGGUCUCAUUCCUAGUUCACCUCAAAAUGAACCCACAGUCUCGGGGCCCCCCCAGUCAGAUGUGUACCGGAUGCUCCAUGACAAUCGGGAUGAACCUACUCAGCCUCGCCAGUCAGGCUCCUUCAGGGUGCUCCAGGAACUCGUUAACGAUGGUCCCGAUGACCGUCCUGCUGGAACUCGGAGUGUGAGAGCUCCAGUUACAAAAGUCCACGGUGGUGCUGGCAGCACACAGAAGAUGCCACUCUGUGACAAAUGUGGGAGUGGCAUUGUUGGGGCCGUUGUGAAGGCGCGGGAUAAGUACCGGCAUCCAGAGUGCUUUGUGUGUGCUGACUGCAGCCUCAACCUCAAGCAAAAGGGCUACUUCUUCGUGGAGGGGGAGCUGUACUGCGAAACUCAUGCAAGAGCCCGCACGAGGCCCCCAGAGGGCUAUGACACAGUCACUCUGUAUCCCAAAGCUUAAUUAAGUCUUACGCAAACCAGAGCACCCAAGCAUGCACUCACACACACUUACACAGGAAGACACUAAUGACUCCGGGCAGAAGUAUAGCAAACUGUUGAGUCCCAAUCUAAAACCAAGGCUUUUAGAUGUUUACCUUUUUGUGUACUGAGGAGAAGGAAUGGGAGGCAAAUGCCUGCUAUAACAGAAACAUACAUUCAGCUAUGUUUUGCAACUCUUUUUUUCUUUGGGGCUAACAAUAAGUUAAUGACAUUAAAACCAAUAAUUGUUUUGGAUGUCAUCCUCCACAAUUUAAAUUUAUGUUAUGACCAUCAAACAUGUAAACAUCAAGAUAUUUGGCGGAGUCUAAUCGUCUUUCCUUAACAAGUUGAUUUUGCAAUUGUAGUAAAUACCAAAUGAUAAUCUUGUAUUCUAACACAGCCUGCAGUUGUCUGUUAUCUGCUUUAACUAUUGUAGUGCAUGUCAGGGAAAAAUUCCCUGGAUUCUCUAGUUUCAUAUUCAACAAUUAUACCAUUGGAAGCAACAUCCAUAAUAAACACAUAAAACAUUUUUAAAAUACCUAAUGAAGUGGCACUCAAUGAAUUCCGAUAAAAUCAACAUUCCAAUGAGAAGGCCCAAUCAUACAUAUACGAACAACUCAGGUAUUUUAAGAAAAUGUGGCUCCUUUAGUAUUAUUACGCAUUUACUCUUUCUUAAAAGGGUACAAUUUCUGCUCAUAGGAGGGGCAUUUAAAUUUGCUAGUCAAGGUAAUUCAGUCUCUUUCAGAUUAAAACAGUUUCUUUUGCUUUGAAAUAGUCUCUUUCUUUUUAAAUGGCUCUUUCAGAUAAAUAUUCAGUCAAAUUCAAGGUUCAGACUCCAUGAAGCCUUUGUGCUCAAAGGUUGAUCACCACCUUCUCCUCCUUCCCAAAGUGGUAUCUCCAAGAGGAGACAGUUUAGGGGACCUCCUAAGGAACAGAGGGGCUACUGGUCUCCCAGGGUCACUGCUGGUAUCUACUGCUGAAACCCAUGAUUUCACACGUGGUCUGUUUUCUCAAGAUUGUUGGGACCAGACAAUUAUGCCACCUCCACUAACACCUCCGAAAGUGCCAGCUCAGCCUGCCCUGGAGUCACGAAGCCUUUGCAUCGCAGACGCGAACUCCAUCUGGCCUCUGGCUCUGCCUUGUCUCCAUGCCUCUCACUAUGGUGGUGCUGUGACAAUGCCCCGACUUGCACGUCUUACCUAUUUCCCAACCUCCUCACUGGGGACACAUGGGAACAUUUGAAACUGUCCCCUCCAAGGACAAAGCAUGGGGAACCAGCAGGGUGGGGAGGAGGGGACUGUCACACCACCUCAUCACCACGUCACUUCUGCCUUAGUGCAGCUGCUGCCUACGGGCCUGGAGCAAGUUUUCUCCUAUUGGCCCAAAUGACAAAUAGAGCACAAGUUGUAUUGCCCGGAAUUCUCCCCACACUUAAUUCUUUCUGACCCUGACCUAUUUAGGGUUUUGGUCCAGUGAGAGGAGCCAGAACACCUGCCUGGCCGCUAUAGGCAUUUGAGAUUGCUACUGGAACCUCUGCACCAAAACAUAAAUUCAUUAACAGAGCUACUAAAAUAACAUAAACAAGAAACUUUGAAAUCAAAGAAAUGAAUGGAUCCAAAAAGUACAUUACACUUUUUGUUCAGAUGUUGUUUUUAAAUAUUUCCUCUGGGAAGGAUACAAAUACAAAAGUUUGGACGCUGGAGAGCAAAUGAAUGGUAACCGAUUUAGAAAACCUGAGAAAGUUAAAAUCCAAAGUGGCAGUGGAGAAAACUGAAAACCAACCAUUUCCUCUCCAGAAUCAUGAAAAGGCGUGGGAAUUAACAGCACGGAGCAUUUCUGGACUAGAGAAGAAAGGUGGAAUUACUACAAGGAGGCUGAAGUAAAAGCUGUUUGAGAAGCACUUACUCCCACAGGUGUCCCCUCUCCUCCCACACUCUCACAUACCCCACGGUCUUCCCAGCGGAAGUCUGCUAGGAAGUAUCUGGAGAAGGUAAAACUGCAUCUCUGAACUGGGGAAGCGCAGUGGAGGGUAUGUGUACUACACUAAAAAGGAAUUAAAUUAAGUAAGAAUGAAAGACUCAUGAGAAAAGUGUACGUUAGACAUUACAUGGUACAUUGAUGUACAUUGUAUUUUAGACAUCUGAGAGUAUUCUUAAAAUUAUAUUUGAUAUAUUUUAUAUGUAGUAGACUGCUUCAGUUUAGAAGUUCAAUAAUGAGUAAAAAAUAGUAAAAAAAAAA
Rhinolophus ferrumequinum (greater horseshoe bat) is the source of this 3361-nucleotide messenger RNA. RefSeq names its product PDZ and LIM domain 3 (gene PDLIM3). Lineage: Eukaryota; Metazoa; Chordata; Mammalia; Chiroptera; Rhinolophidae. Gene Ontology annotation, biological process: heart development; muscle structure development; actin cytoskeleton organization. Gene Ontology annotation, molecular function: actin binding; muscle alpha-actinin binding. The transcript has 7 exons. Gene Ontology annotation, cellular component: filamentous actin; adherens junction; stress fiber. Bases 156 to 1106 code for a protein of 316 amino acids. The record is from RefSeq and is a predicted model, not a curated record.